This is a messenger RNA of Tilletiopsis washingtonensis, 3045 nucleotides long. RefSeq lists its product as hypothetical. Gene Ontology annotation, biological process: mRNA 3'-end processing by stem-loop binding and cleavage. Gene Ontology annotation, cellular component: mRNA cleavage and polyadenylation specificity factor complex. The transcript is spliced from 6 exons. Gene Ontology annotation, molecular function: RNA binding. The record is from RefSeq and is a predicted model, not a curated record. NCBI's taxonomy places the organism in Eukaryota, Fungi, Basidiomycota, Exobasidiomycetes, Entylomatales. The coding region runs from base 56 to 3010 and encodes 984 amino acids.
CACCCCACGUCGGCGCCGUCACCCUGGCCACCGCAACCGCUGCAGCUCGGGCGCCAUGAUCACGCUCACGCCCCUCUCGGUGCCGUGGGCACCCGCGCAGGCGGGCAGCGCCAGCCUUACGCUCGGCGACGCCGCGGCCGGCGCCGAGGUCGAGCGGCCAAAGGCCCUGGCGUACCUGCUCGACAUCGACGACGUGCGCAUCCUCCUUGGCGCCGGCGCACCUGAGAGCCUCAUCUUUGAGCUCUCGCGCAUCUCUGCGGUGCAGGCGCAGGAGAAGGCGCAGGAGGCAGAGGCAUCCGGCAGCUCGCCGCCCGUCAAGCAGGAGCGCGAGGAGGAGCCCGAGGAGCAGGCGCCGCGCCUCGAGGGCGAAGAGCUGGCCCGGCGCGCUCAGGGCGAGGGCCUGGAUACGCUGCUGCUCGAGAUCGCGCCCUCGAUUGAUCUCGUGCUGCUCUGCCACUCGACUCUCUCGCACAUCGGUCUCUACGCCUGGGCAUGGGCUCGUCUCGGCUUGCGGUGUCCCGCCUUUGCUUCGCUGCCCACGGCAACGAUGGGCCGCCUGACGACCCUCGAAGCGGCCGACGGCUGGCGCGAUGAGAUGGAGGCGACGGACGCGAGCCCACUGCCCGGUGGCUGGCAGCGCUGCGUGCCGACGCGGCAGGAGGUCGACGAGGCAUUUGAGUCGGUGCGCACUGUGCGGUAUCUGCAGCCGACGCAGCUUGAUGGCAAGUGCGCGGGAGUCAUCCUCACGGCAUACGCCGCCGGCCACAGUCUCGGCGGCACGCUCUGGAAAAUCCGCUCGCCGACUGCUGGUACACUGCUGCUGGCGCUCGACUGGAACCAUAUGCGCGAGCGGCACCUGGAUGGCACCGCUCUGAUUGCCUCGCCAUCAGCCGGCGCAGGCGCGCCACCGCCGGGCAGCAGCAGCGCAGGUGCACUGGAUGCGGUGCGCCGUGCCGAUGUGCUCGUCACGGAUGUUGAACGCAGUCUGGUGGUCAACGCGCGUCGAAAGGACAGAGAUGCAGCAUUGCUAGACAUCGUGCACAACACAAUCCGCGCGGGCCACUCCGUACUGCUGCCCGUCGACGCAUCAGCACGCCUGCUCGAGCUCCUGGUGCUGCUCGAUGCCCACUGGGCAUUCGCAUACCCGCACGCGCGCUUCCCGCUGUGUCUCGUGUCGCGGACAGGCAAGGAGCUGCUCGAGCGUGCCCGUGCACUCAUGGAGUGGACCACCAAGUCGUGGGCCACGCAGGCUGGCGAGCAGGUGGAUGAGGGACGCGGACGGAGAGGCGACCGCAAUGCGCAGCCGUCGAACCCACUCGAGUUCAAAUACCUGCGCAUCUUCUCCUCCCUGGCGGCACUGGACGAGGCCGUGCCGCAAGAUGCGCCCAAGGUCGUGCUUGCCGUGCCACUCUCCGCGACGCAUGGUCCGGCCCGCGUGCUGCUGGCACGAGCAGCCAAGAGUCCUGGUGACGCCGUCAUCCUGACGCAGCGCGGCGAUCCGGGCUCGCUGUCGCGCUGGCUGUACGACCAGUGGGAGACGCUGCAGGAGGCCAAUGCUAAGUUCGGAAAGGCUAGCGUGGGCAAGGACGUGGUCAUUGGCCAGAGCUGUGACAUUCAGCUGCACCUGCGCGUGCCCUUGGAAGGCGAAGAGCUCGCCAAGCACAACGAGGCAGAGCGGCUAGCAGCAGAGCGCGCCGCCACGCAGCAGGCACUGCGCGCUCGCACACGGCGACGACUCGAGGCCGAUGAGGAGGCCGAUGAGAGUGACUCGGACGACUCGGACGCCUCGUCUGCUGCCGGCGACGAGGGUGCUGGUGAGGCGGCCGACACGUACGCCGAGCCCGGCUCUGGACGCAAGCGCAAGCGCGAGGGCGCCGGCGCCAUGGGCGGCGAGACGGCAGAAGGAGCGCAAGGCGGCGGCUCGGACCUCUCCUUUGACGUGUACCUCCGCGGUGCAGCAGGCCGUGCCACGACGUUCUUUGGUGCCGGCGCAUCCGGUGGCGCCAACAACGCUGGGCGGCACGGCACCGGCGUGCGGUAUCGCAUGUUCCCGUUCAUCGAGCGCAAGCGGCGCGUGGACGCGUACGGCGAGACGAUCGACGUGGCUCGCUGGCUCUCGCGCCGGCGCGAGAUCGAGGCGAGCCGACCAGACGGCGACGGACUGCCAGCGGCAGAACGAGCCGAGACGGCCGAGGCGCGGCAACGACGACUCGAGAAGGAGGAGAAGGAGAAGGAGGGCCCGAAGGCGCCGCCAAGCAAGAUCGUCACGCACAUCGAGCAUCUCAGCAUGUCGUGCCGCGUGGCCUUCAUCGACAUGUCUGGCCUGGCCGACGGCCGUGCGCUCAAGACGCUCCUGCCUCAGCUCCUGCCACGACGCUUGCUGCUCGUCGGCGGCGCACAGGCGGCGCGCAACGAUGCUCUCAAGGCCUUCGCCGCCGUGCGCGGCAUGACGGCGGACAUCUACGCGCCGGCGCUGGGCGAAGUCACUCGCAUCGGCGAGCUGACGAACGCCUACACGCUGCACCUGGGCGAGGGCCUCAUGGGCUCGUUGCGCCUGUCGGCGUUCGAGGACUACGAGGUGGCGCACCUGCGUGCCACGGUGCGCUACGCCGCCGAGAGCGCCGUGCCGACGCUGGAGCCGCUGGCACCUGCGUUGGCGCCCCUCGAGGCCGUCGCACAGGACGCGGCAGCCGACGGUGCGGUCGUCAAGUCGAAGCGAGAGCGCCCGGCGAGCGACCUGGCGCCGACGCUCUUCAUCGGCGACCUGCAUCUCUCGACGCUCAAGGCGGCGCUGGCGACGCAUCACCGCAUGGCCUCGGAGUUCGCCGGCGAGGGCUCGCUCGUGUGCGGCACGUCUGCGACGACACAGAGCAAGGCGGCCGCCCCGCCCGGCGUCACGGUGCGCAAGGAGAGCGAGGGCACCGUCGUCAUCGAGGGCAACGUCGGGCGCUCCUUCUACGCCGUGCGCGCCGCCGUGUACGGCAUGCAUGCGCGUGUCGAGGGUGCUUGAGGAGACGUGUGCAAUAGUCAUCCAUGUAUCACCAC